Molecule: messenger RNA, 1698 nt
Organism: Serinus canaria (Common canary)
Lineage: Eukaryota; Metazoa; Chordata; Aves; Passeriformes; Fringillidae
Gene: MBP
Product: myelin basic protein
Exons: 10
Coding region: 358-1314 (318 amino acids)
Biological process (GO): myelination
Cellular component (GO): cell periphery; internode region of axon; neuronal cell body
Molecular function (GO): structural constituent of myelin sheath
Source: RefSeq, a predicted model, not a curated record
CCUCCCGCGCAGGUACCGGGGGACAGCCACCGGGCUUCCAAGGGGAGGGCAGGGGUCAGGAAGGAGCAAGGCAACAAGCCACACGGCGCCGACACCGAGGAGGGGCAGCUCCCGGCUCGCCCUCCGGAGGAGGAGCGGCUGUGUGGCGGCGGGAGGGACCCACGCGCGCUCCUGAGCGCGGCGCGGAGCGGAGGUUCCCUCAUUCCUGCUCCAUCCCUGCCUCUCUCCUCACCUGGCCGCCGCUCCCGGUGGGCGCGCUACCCCCUCGCACCUUGGCUGCCCCCGCCCGCUGCAUGCAGCCCCAGGAGCGCCGCAGCCCAGGAGGAUACGCUGGAAUUUAAAGUUUGGUGAUCCAUCAUGGGGAACCAUGUAGGAAAACGAGAGCACAGCACAGAGAAGUCAGCCAAGAAUGCUGAAACCAAGGUGGAAGAAGCAGCUAAGGAGAGUCCAAAAGCAGCCAGACUAACACAGCAGUCAUCAGAGGACAAUGAAGUAUUUGGAGAGGCAGAUGUGAACCAGAACAAUGGGACCUCCACGAAGAGCCCAGCGGUGACAGACUCCAAAGGCACAGCAGACCCAAAGAAUGCCUGGCCCGAGGCCAACCCAGCUGACAGGACUGGUCGCCCCCACUUGAUCCGCCUCUUUUCCCGAGAUGCCCCAGGAAGAGAAGACAACACCUUCAAAGAUCGGCCCUCCGAGUCAGACGAGCUACAGACCAUCCAAGAGGACAGUGCAGCAGCUUCAGAGAAUUCGGAUUUGAUGGCUUCACAAAAACGCUCCUCUUUCCGGCACGGAUCAAAACUGGCGUCUGCGAGCACUAUAGACCAUGCCAGACAUGGAUCCCCACGGCACAGAGACUCGGGUCUACUUGACUCGCUGGGCAGAUUCUUUGGAGGUGAAAGGCACGUUCCCCGCCGGGGCUCGGGCAAGUGGCCAACAUACCACCAUACUACCAAGGACAUACAUGCAGCCAGGGUCAGCCACCACGUCGGGUCCAUCCCCCCAAGAUCUCAGCAUGGCCGGCCUGUUGAUGACAACCCUGUAGUCCACUUCUUCAAGAACAUUGUCUCACCCCGUACACCACCUCCAAUGCAAGCAAAGGGAAGAGGAUUAUCCCUCACCAGAUUUAGCUGGGGUGGUGAAACACACAAGCCAGGAUAUGGAAGCGGAAAAUUCUAUGAGCAUAAAUCUGCUCAUAAGGGACAUAAGGGAUCCUAUCAUGAGGGCCAGGGCACUCUUUCCAGAAUCUUUAAACUGGGAGGCUCUGGGUCCCGACCUGGAUCGCGGUCUGGUUCCCCCAUUGCUAGGCGCUGAAGCUCCAAGAUGCCACCCAAGAUCAUGUACUCUGCUUCAUAAUAUAACUGCCUUAAAAUUAGUAACAGCUGCCACAAUUACCUAGAUAGAUGCAAUCCAUUACUUAAUGCCAAUUAGGUUCUGCAUGCAGUAGAUGAUACAAACUUCUAUUGGCAAUCCCUGAGCAACAGUUGAAUGAAAGGAACACAAAAAGUAGCUUUGCUAGAUGUUUUCCUUAUUUUAUGUGAAGUAACAAGAUCUCUGACUUUACCCCUUCUUCUUCAGGAUGCCCUAACUGUAUGCUGGACUCCUUUAUUUCUCCCAAGCACCUAAUUUAAGCUCAACCCUUCUGGUUUCUUUUUAGUGAACAUCAGAAUUACAAAUAAAGAGCUAUAAUGUCUUGGA